Messenger RNA from Plasmopara halstedii, 2118 nucleotides. RefSeq names its product Ca2-modulated nonselective cation channel polycystin. NCBI's taxonomy places the organism in Eukaryota, Oomycota, Peronosporomycetes, Peronosporales, Peronosporaceae. The transcript has a single exon. The coding region runs from base 1 to 2118 and encodes 705 amino acids. The record is from RefSeq and is a predicted model, not a curated record. Gene Ontology annotation, molecular function: calcium ion binding. Gene Ontology annotation, cellular component: membrane.
AUGGCGCAUGGACGUGACAAAGUUUUAUUGCUUUCGCCGAACCCGUACGACAACACGGAAUUCGAUUUUCAAUAUCAUAUAGAAACUCUUGCCAGCCCCAAGACUUGUCAUUGUCGCGAAGUUUCGGUCCAAUCUGCUCUUGACAAGCUAUGGUGCGACGAAAAACAUGCUGCAGAUAUGAAGGAAAUUAGUUUCGCCAUUAUGUCAUUCUGCAUCUUCGUUGCAGCAAUGUAUUUGCACAUUCCGACCACGAGCAUGUACUACCAAAACAAUGCUCUUUCAUCAGGAUCACGACAGUUGUCCACCAUGAAUAAAUUCCCAGGCAGAUUUAUGGACAUUGAGACUGUUCCUGGCAUCUUUUAUUGGCUGAACAGCUCUCUGGUUCCGCAAGUUUUUGCUACGGACGGCUACAAUGGAGAAGCUCUGUCAGAAGAUGGUUAUGGUCGCAUUGGGGGAGUCAAUAAAGUUCUUGGAGGAGUUAGCUUUCAGGUGACGCGCAUGGAACCUGAAGCUUGCGACAUGCCAGAGAUCCUGGAACCGCUUUAUGCGAAAUGCUAUGAUGAAUCUAAAACGACAAUUGAAGAACUUUUCAUCUCCUUUGAUACCAAUGAAACCGAUGCGAGUGCGAUUUUGGCGAAGAAGAAGGCGGAUGGAGGUUGGCUCAACACUGCGACGCAACAACUACUAAUCACAAUCAUCACGGUCAACGGUGAAUUGCCUGGGUACGCAGUGACGAAACUUCAGCUCGAUUUUAGUCCUGGUGGAUUUAUCGAGCCUUACAUUUCAACAACUUCAACAUUACUGGAUCAGUUCCCAAACGCAACCACCAUCGCACUGGAUAUUCUCGUGCUUCUAUGGUUCUUCCCUUGGGCGUUGAUAUCAGCAUUAGGGUUGGUUGUAGUACGCCAUAUUAAGACGACUCUAGAUUCAUCAAGUCGUCAUUUGAACGAACUCAUUGGUCAUGCUGGAAUGGCCAUUCGAUUUUGGGCAUUUCCUGAUGGUUGGUUUGCGAUUGAUGCACUGAGAAGGCCUGUCGUGUAUGCAUAUUUUGUCACCGUCGUCAUCGCACACAAUGCCAUGACCAGCACAAGCUUUCGUGCAAAAUUAUUAGUGCUUCGAAACACCAGUCAAAACAAAGACGAGAUCAAAAUGACGCUUUUAGAAGUCACGGAAUCGUUUGAGCAUAUCGUUAAUUUAACGACGUUACUUCGUCUUCUUGCCACGGCUGCGGUAUUUGUCUUAGGACUUCGCGUACUAAACACUUUUCGAAACCAUGUUGGAUUGAGUAUUCUCACUCGCACGAUUGCAAGUGCAGUUCGGUCAUUCCGAACGUUCUCGGUUAUUUUUGCUGUUGUUUUCAUUGCGUUUGCUUCGACUGGAACAGUUUUGUUUGGCACCAGUGUUGAAGAAUUCUCGUCUUUCUUUUACUCGAUGAAGGCGUGUGUCAACAUGUUAUUCAAUAAUUUUAAUAUCAAGGUCAUCGAUUCGAUUGACUUUUCGUUGAUUUAUUACUGGAGCUACAUGUCAUUGAUGACGUUUGUUCUUUUAAAUAUCGUUUUGGCAAUCGUGGUGGAUGCGUACAAAGAGGAACGGAAGAAAAAAGACAAAAGCAAGUGCUGGGUGUUUCUACGGGUCCUCAACCACGUAAUUCGACAAUGGUUUGCUCCAUUGACCUUUGUGAUAGCCACGGUAUUCUGCUGUGCACCAAGUCGACGUUACUCUGUCGUUUUUUGGGGCAGAAUCCGGACCCAUGUGCUGCGAGAAGCUCUUGCUGAUAGACUCGGCGUGAUGCCUUUGGAGUGGUCUCCGCAGACAAAGCUUACAUCAACUUUAUUGAAAACACUCUUUCCUGAUGCCACAGUCCAGGAAUGUGAAGCAACGCUUCAGCAUCUAACGACUCAACACAUAAACAAAGACUGCUGUCCUAUCUCUGAGGAGCCACGAUUAAGGAAACUUUCCAGUGCAUGUACUUCGAACAGCUUAUUGAAGUCACCAGCAAAUGAAAUACGUGAUCACUGUCACGACAGCGACAUGGCGAUCAGAAAUUUAUCAUCCCGUCUUCAUGUGCUUGAGCAAAAGUUAGACUUUCUGAUCGAAAAACUCACGAGUAUCUCUUAA